Thunnus maccoyii (southern bluefin tuna) is the source of this 5162-nucleotide messenger RNA. Its product is annotated as protein phosphatase 1 regulatory subunit 3A-like. Lineage: Eukaryota; Metazoa; Chordata; Actinopteri; Scombriformes; Scombridae. The coding region runs from base 9 to 866 and encodes 285 amino acids. Gene Ontology annotation, biological process: regulation of glycogen biosynthetic process. The record is from RefSeq and is a predicted model, not a curated record. Gene Ontology annotation, cellular component: protein phosphatase type 1 complex. Gene Ontology annotation, molecular function: protein phosphatase 1 binding; glycogen binding. The transcript is spliced from 3 exons.
AGAGCCCCAUGGAGUUUCUGGGACAACCAAAAACUUCUGGUGCCUAUAGCCUCUUAGGAGUGCCAGGCCUCAUCUCCCUGGACAUAGACGAUGACGACUGCGAUGUGGUGAUCGGCAUCAGGCCCAAAUCCUCUCCUCUCCCACGGAGAAGGAGCUCGGUCUCUGAUGAGGAAUGGGAGCCACCUGUGUGUGGCUCAAGAAGAGUGUCCUUUGCGGACGCCAAAGGCCUCAGUCUGGUGCAUGUGAAGGAGUUUGACACAUGGGAUGUUCCCAAGCUGCCAGGAUAUGACUCUUCUGACAGCGAAGGUAAAGAUGCAGAGGAAUACUUCCUAUCUCCUUUCACUUUCACCGUUCCGAUGUCUACUGAGGAGCUGUCCGUCAAGGUGCAGGAGCAGAAAGUAGAGUUGGAGACCAUCGAGUUACUUCCAGGGACCACUAUAGUGAAAGGAGUGAUCCGUGUCCUCAACAUCUCCUUCGAUAAAGCGGUAUACAUCCGAACCAGUUUGGACGGUUGGACGAGUCACUUUGACCUCCUGGCAGAGUACAUACCCGGUUCCAGUGACGGUCUGAUGGACUGUUUCUCCUUUAAGAUAACCCUAGUGCCCCCAUUCGGGCAGCACGGAGCCAGAGUUGACUUUUGUCUGAGGUAUGAGACUCCUGUUGGAACAUUCUGGUCCAACAAUAACAACAAGAACUAUGUUUUGUUCUGUCACCAGAGAACAAAAGACCAGAAGGAGACACCACAAAAGGAAAGUUCACAGAAGAAAAGUUGCCUUAAGACUGUCAGUCAGAACUUCUCUGCUGUGGAAAUCGUGUCAGCCGAGGAAACGUCAUCACAGGAAAACAUACCAGCAGGUAAACAUUAAUUUUUCUAAUCCUGAAAUUAAACAUGACUGUAAUAAUACAGCUACAAAACAAAUGUAAAAUGUCUCUUUUCUCCAGAUAUGUCAAAACAUGGAGAGAAAGUGGAUACUGUGGAAGUCAAUCAAAUCUCUGAUGGUCGGCCAGGAAUUUCAGAGGAAGAAGCACAGAAAUUAGAGACUGAGAGCAGACAGAACUGCAGCCGAAGAAGCCGCCGAAAGGCAGCGCGGAUGGCUCGGGUGAGGGACUACUUUGCUCAAAGAGACGGUGUAGUAAAUGGUGGUGAAAGUGAUGCAUCACCUCCAGAAGCGAAACAGGCAGCCAAAGAAGAAAACCCAGUGGAAAAGCAUUCAGAUACACAGUCUUUUCCUGAGGGGAACAGCAAAACAGAAGAUUAUCAGUUUGUCUCUGAAGCUCUGGCAACAUGCAGCAAAACCUCUCUUGAUGUCCGACAUGAUACAUCACGAGCACAAGACUACAUAUCUAACAACGAGCCAGAGAAACCUGAGAGCAUAAAUUUGUCUGACUCAGCAACAUUAACCGGAGGUGCAACUGCCACAGAUAUCCCAGACAACCCAUCACAUUCAAAUGAUGAGCCUGCUUCUGCAGAAGGCCAAAAUAUCCACAAGUCCAUCUCUAGAGCUGAGGAGAGAAGUCAGAAGCAAGGCGUGAAUUACACAUGCGGUAGCAACACUGCCAGUGAAACAGCUGACAGUGUUGUUUCAGCUGAGAGCAGUGAAAGCCUUGUUAGCCAGACCACCAGCUUCACAUUUGGAACUGUGGUGGCUCCACUUUAUCAUCAGAUGUUUGGCAGAGUGGGAAAUGAAAGUCAAAGCUUAGGGGAUUGUGGAAAUCCAGUAUUGGCUAAACCGAGUGUUGCAGACUUAACUCAAAGUUAUCCUCACACUGAAAGAAGGGAGAGUAGCUCCACUGUUUCAGCAGAUACUGAAAGUAACCACAACAAAUUGCAGAGAAAUGUGAUAGAGACUCAGGAAUCAAACCAAGAAUAUUUAGAUGCCAAUUUGAAUACUCCUCUCCUUGAGAAAGAAGAGGCAAAUUUGAGUAUGACAGCACAUGACACUCUGCACCAUGACACUCUGCAAGAUCCGGUUGAGAUUAAAAAAUCAGACCAGCGAAGCACAGAUACACCUCAGGUUCUAUUAUCACCAUUAGGAGAUAUAACAAGUCAUCCCCAGACCGGGAACAUUUUAAAUACGGAUUUGUUGGAUGCACAAAUAUCCGGAGACACUUCAUGUCCCCAGGGAAAAGCACAGGAAGACAUUCUGACCUGUGACCUCCAAAACCAAACUAGAGAAGAAACAGAUCAGGCUCAACUGCCAGAGAGUACAUGUACACAAAUUAAAACAUAUUUGGAUGAAAAACUCGCACAGAGUGAAACACAAGAGGACAGUCAACAAACCUCUUUUCUUUCACUUCAGCCUCCUCAGAGUGUAUCAGAGCAUGUUAGCGAUGACACAGACCAACAGGCCAGCAGCAGUGGAGCAGAUAGUCAUGACUCUGUAGAUGAGUCAAACAAAGAGGAAAACAUUGACGAAACCAUAAUUAGAUCAACAACCACUAAUACAUCUCCAGAAAAGGAUGAACUAUUAGAAACUUUACAUGAUUUGGAUGCUAACCAUAUCAGUGAUUCAGCUACAGAAGAAACUGAAAGUGUUUCUUGCUUUGAAAUUGUGGAGGAAAAGGAUGUCACAACACCUGAGACACAUCUCGAAACUCAGGAAGAAACUAGUAACAUGGGAGAUGGAAAUGAAGUGGCAAACAAUUUGCAUGAAGAUGAAACAGACCACUCAGCUGAAAUUAAGGUCAGUGGUGAGGCAGCUGAGUCAUUGACAAAGGCAGUGAUGAGUAACAAUCACGUACAUAGUGACAUGUUUGUGGAGCUAAAAGAUGAAGCAGAGAUUAUUUCUGAAAAGGUAGAAACGAAAGCUACAGUGUCAAAACCGGAGGAUCUUAGUUUAGCGGAGAUUACUGAUAUACAAAACUGGGAAAUGAUGGUUGAGGAAGAGGAAAAGAACAUCUUAACAGAUGAAGAGGGAAGCAAGGUGAUAAACUUAAGCACAGAGGACACAGAAGCAGUGGAGAAAGAGUCCGGAGAACUAAUGGAGGACACAGGGAUUGAGAAAAAUGAGGAUACAAUAGAGAAGAAAACAGAGGAAGAAACUUUGGAGAUCACAGCUGCUGAGGAGAAAGAGGACAAAGCUGAAGAUGCUUUGGAGGUAGAGAACAGGAGCACAAUAGGAGAGGAAGAAAUUGUGGAGACUGUGUUUGGGAAAGAAUUAGACUAUGUUCAAACCACAAAGAAGGAAUAUAUACCUGGUGAGGAAGGAAUAGCAGAAGAUACUGAAAUAGGGGAGGGAAAGGAAGAAGAAGAGGCAGAGUUCGAAAAAGAAAAACACUUUGCAGAGAUGCAAGAGGUAAAUAUUACAGGGACAGACAUCCAAGAAGAGGAUGAGAUAGAGGAGGAGGAAGAAAUGGAAAUAGACUUCUACGAUGAAGAUGAAACAGACAUGAAGUGGGGGGAUCAGGUAAAACCAGAAGAGCAAAACAUAGAAGAGGAGAAUCCUGAUUAUGAGGAGGAAAUGUUAGUCGAUGAGGCAGGAGAGGAGGAAAUUGUAGAUGCAGAGUCAGAGUAUACAGCAAUAGCAGACAGACAGGAUGAAGUCGAGUGCUUUGAAGAGAGGUUAGACAGUACACAAAACAAGGUCAAGGAUGGUUUAUCUGCUCCGGUGAACAUUGUGCAGGAAGGUGCAGACAAGAAUGUAAUUGACAAAGAAAAUACAGGAGAAGGGCAAAAUGCACACAUCUCAGCUGAAAUGCAUCCUUGCAAAGAGGAGGAAUUUCAAAGCAACCAGGGUGUUACACAUGACCUAUCAAAAGCUGGGAAAGAUGAGAGUGAUUUCGUAGCUGCAGAGGGAGGUUUGUGCAUUUUAACAGAUGAACCUGUAAGUGACCAAACAAGCCACGACAGCGCUUCAGCAGAGUCCGACUCCGACGACGAGGUAGAGUUGUACAUGCACUGUCUGAGGGCUGUCCACACAGGAGCACAGGCCUCUAAAGACCACAGCAAAGAUACAGGUUUGAGUGUGAGCAAAAGGCCCUCUGUAAGCAGAAGCAAACUGCUAUCCACAACCAUGCCAUCCAUCAGUGAGUCUCUGGAUGAGGAACACCUCAGCUGCCCUCAGGUCAGUCAUGAAGACACAGGGAUGGCAGAUAUCCAACCCACUGCUGCAGCUCUGUCAGCGUCAAGUGUGCAGGAAGGCAUCGACAGAAAUGUUUCAUGGUGGAAAGAUACUUUUUCCUGUAGCAAUAUCUCAAAAACAUUGUUAUACGCCACCUUGUUAGUGGUAUUUUUAGUUGUGGCAUACCAUUAUGAUUUUCUUGCCUGUUUCGGGCUGUAUUUAAUAACUGUGGUUUGGCUCUUCUGUCAGGGUGAGAGGCAGCCAGUUAAAAACAACAAGAUAGGUUAAGUGAAGCUGUAAAAAUCAGUUUCAGUUGUGGUUAUGUUUAAAAUAAACCUCUGAGGUCUAUGAGUGUAGAAGGAACUCACAUGAGACCACAAGGUCUGUUAGUUUAGUAGAUUUUAACUCCUUUUUUUCCGCUACAUACUAUCAUGACAUUUGAUAUUUAUUUGGAGAAGACAUGCACAGUUAUUAAUGGUCUAAAUAGAAGAGCAGUAGAUAAAAAUGGGCAUUAAUUGCAAAGUUUAUAUGACACACAUCAGAAUAAAUGCUGUAUAUUCCCUAUGGGAGUAUGUUAACUCUCUGUUAUUAAGAGUAAUAACCAAUUUUCUUUAUGCUUUACUGUACAUAAAACUUUCUGUAGACUCAGCCAACAGGCUGCGGACCAUUUCUCACACUGAUCACUUCUGCAGAGCAUUAAUUCAUUUUCGAGGUGUAAAUGGAAAUCGUCAGUGUGCUGUGUAUGAAUGACACCCCAAAUCAUAGUAUUUGUGUAAGCUACAUUUACUUUUCAUAAGGAAUGAAUAAAUUGUGCUGUUGACACAUCAGUGAGGUUAACAAGUUUUUAUUUCAAUGCUUAGAGCACUACUGCAUACAUAACACAGUCAAUCCACAUACAUAUUUAAACAUAGCAAAAAAAAUAUUUUUUAAAAAUGCAUUCAUGAUCACAAAUACUAAGGGAAGGAUCAAACGGGAGGUGUGGUGUGGGUCCAGUUCUUAUAAAAAAAGUUAAGAAAUUAAUUGUUCAUGCAGUUUCUGGAAUUCAGUAUCCAGCAUGUUCAUUGGAAACGAGGCUAAGAGGUUACAGGCAUGCUAACUGCU